Messenger RNA from Nannizzia gypsea CBS 118893, 1494 nucleotides. RefSeq names its product Bed1p. The record is from RefSeq and is a predicted model, not a curated record. The transcript is spliced from 5 exons. Gene Ontology annotation, biological process: protein N-linked glycosylation. Gene Ontology annotation, cellular component: Golgi membrane. Lineage: Eukaryota; Fungi; Ascomycota; Eurotiomycetes; Onygenales; Arthrodermataceae. The coding region runs from base 1 to 1494 and encodes 497 amino acids. Gene Ontology annotation, molecular function: glycosyltransferase activity.
AUGUACAGCAUCCGUACCAGCUGCUUAGCUCGCCGUGGUCGUCUCUUGGCCGCCGGUCAAAUCAAGACUUCGCUCCCUCGCCCACCGCUGCGUCUCCCCAUCGUUCAGCUCGUAUCGCAAUCCAAGACAUCCUGGCCCAGCAGCCGCAGCCCGGGAAAAAAGAAGCAGCAGCAGCAGCAGCAAGCAAGACGCCUGCACCCGUUCUCGUCCAUGCCUGCGUCGUUCUCUUCGUCCUCUGAAAGCCCAGCCAGCAGCUCCACGCACCACCGCCGGCGCUCGUCGUCACAUAUCCGGCCCUUGAACCUGGCGCCCUCGUCUCUGUCCGCCAGCAAAGGUGCCAGCAAAGCCCCGGGUCUCCUGCCGGCCCAUUCCCUCACCCCUAUCCCGGGCACCCCCUCGGCGGCGGGCCACUCGCCCAUGUCGCUGUCCAGAUCUCCCUCUCCAAGGCCCGGCGGAGGUUGGUCCAGCCCAGGCCUGACCACCGUCACUGCUGGGAGCAGCGGCAGCUCCAGUCCCCGUCGUGGCUACGGCGAGCUCUCCUCCAAUGGCCAGGUGUACUCGAACGGCGGCCUGGACGGUGACCACGACAGUCACAAUGCCUCCUGGAUGGCCGCAAAGGCCAAAAGCGACCGCGUAAAGGGGUACCCUUCCUUCUCCACAAGAAACAACGGCUUCUUCUCCAGACAGCGGAGGAAGAUCUCCGCCAGCCUGCCCCGGUUCAGACUCAACUCCAUGCUAGACUACGGCGAAAAGGAGAAGCUCGGAAGAGGGCGAUGGUCCGGUCCAAAUGGUACUAUCUACGAAUCAUAUCGACGGUCCUCCAUAGGCGGAGGAAAGAAAAUAGUCUUAAUUGUUGCAUCUAAUGUCGGUGGCGGUGUCAUGGAGUGGAAGGGUGCGCGCGAGUGGGCUAUCGAGAGAGACAGUCUCCGCAAUAAGAAGAGAUAUGUCAAGAGAUGGGGCUACGACCUCGAGAUCGUUAACAUGGUCACCAAAAAACGAUACGCCCACGAGUGGAGGGAAGGCUGGGAGAAAGUCGAUGUCAUCCGUAGCGCACUGCGGAAAUAUCCCAAAGCCGAAUGGUACGGUUUUACAGCACUGGACGGACCGACUCCUCGAUAUCUGGUGGGAUCCGUCCUCUACGAACAGAAGCACAUGGAGUGGGAACAUAAAGAGCAAGACAGUCUCGAACACCUCUACACCAACCAGCCAUGGGUCAGACCACAUGUAGCCUUCAUCCCACAGCGAAGAAAUGAACUCCUUCCCACCCGGUGCUGCGGUGACGGCACGGAUCCCGGAAUCCACUACCAGCGCAAAGACAGGGAUUUCCUGGUCAAUAUGGCUGGCUGCGAAUGGGGACGAGACUGCUGGUCUGAAAUCUACAACUACAGAGAACUCAGCAACUAUCUCAACAGGACGCUAUGGGAGAAGUUCAAGGACGCUCUAAGUGACCAGUGGAAUAGAAUGCUAGGCAAAGAAGUAAAGAAGAAGCCCUGA